Molecule: messenger RNA, 1623 nt
Organism: Ophidiomyces ophidiicola
Lineage: Eukaryota; Fungi; Ascomycota; Eurotiomycetes; Onygenales; Onygenaceae
Exons: 2
Coding region: 1-1623 (540 amino acids)
Molecular function (GO): heme binding; monooxygenase activity; oxidoreductase activity, acting on paired donors, with incorporation or reduction of molecular oxygen
Source: RefSeq, a predicted model, not a curated record
AUGUCGAGCAGCGUCUUUUGGUUUUUCGGCCUUGGAGCCGCCAGCGUGGUCAUCUUUUUCAUAUCCCAGCGACGGACGGUCGCUCACCACGCCUCCGAGCCCCCGUUGAUCCCAAGCAAGAUCCCCUUUGCGUUAUUUGGCAUGGACUGGCCUACUAUUCGCUGCAAAGGUGUGUACCAGUUUCUUAUUACCAUCAUUGAUGAAGCCCUUGCUAAGAUAUACAUUGAUAGCGACAAAUCCAAACUCCCCAUCUUUACAAUUAACCUGCUCUCUAGCAAAGUAUACGUGGUUACAUCGCCUGCUUUGAUCGCAGCGGCGCAGAGGAAGAGCCGGGUUAUUUCCUUUGAGCCAUUCCCUACAAUUGCAGCAGAACGUCUCGCAGGAAUUAAAGGACCACGGCUGGAAGCUCUCCGCGAACCUCGCAGGGGCGGCGGUGGGCUGAACAAUCGUGUUAUGCAUGUAAUGAGCCCAACGCUGCUCAAUGAGGGGCUCGAUCAGAUGAACUCCAGGAUGGUCGCAACGCUCAAAGAAUGGGUGGAUGGAUUGAGCAGUGUUGGCGACGCAGGGCAUCGCGCAUUCGAUCUAUAUGCCUGGUGUCGUCAGAUCUUGACCAUCGCCAGUACCGAUGCAGUGUACGGUCCGCUGAAUCCGUACCGGCCAACCUCAAUACAGGACGCAGCUUGGACAUACGAACAGAGCGCAGCGAUAUUUCUACUGAACAUUGCGCCUCGGCUGAUUGCCAACAAGGCUUGGAGGGCGCGCGAAACGGUGGUUGCGGCUCUUGAGGCAUACUAUCGAAAUAAUGGACACUUCGACUCCUCGGAAAUGACCUAUCGUCGCUGGAAGGUGCAGCAUGACAGCGGCGCGAGCCCUGCAGAUAUUGCCCGACUGGAGGCACUCUUGGCCUUCGGCCUCCUUGCCAACUCUGUUCCCUCGACAUUUUGGCUCCUCGUGGAGAUCUGCUCUCGGCCCAGUCUGCUUGCCGAAGUACGAGAGGAGCUCAUCGAGAAUGCUCUCCACGUAGAUGAAAAGGGAGUCCACUUGCUGGAUUUAGGAGGAAUCCAGGCGAAAUGCGCUCUGUUCCUCUCGGUGUUCCAAGAGACGCUACGUCUACGAUCCAAUGCGACCGUGACGCGGAAGAUAUAUGAGGAUGUGAUGCUCAACGACGAGUAUUUGCUCAAAGCGGGCUCGCUUUUACAGAUGCCCGCCGCCCGCCUCGCACGAGACGGCUCGACCUGGGGAGCAGGCGGCGAUGGGGGUGUGCCAGCAGCGGAUUUCGACCCCAGGCGUUUCAUGAAAAAGAAGGAGGGAUCUGGGACAAAGCAAGCCGUGACUGGGUACCUCGCCUUUGGAGCCGCGCCCGACCUGUGCCCCGGGCGACACUUUGCGACGGGCGAAAUCCUAGCGCUGGUGGGCAUGAUGCUUCUCCGCUACGACAUCCAGCCAGAGAACGGGCGCUGGAGUGUCUCGAAGCUCAACCCGCACGAUCUUCCGGCAACGGUGACGCCGCCAACCAUGGGCGCGUUCUUUGCGACGGCGCGACCCAGGGCCGACUACGCGGCGGUGGAAUGGGGGUUUCGCGUUGUGCCAGGCAAAGGUCGAUACGGGCUCAUCACUGGGUAG